Molecule: messenger RNA, 3707 nt
Organism: Eufriesea mexicana
Lineage: Eukaryota; Metazoa; Arthropoda; Insecta; Hymenoptera; Apidae
Product: RNA polymerase II-associated protein 1
Exons: 8
Coding region: 81-3707 (1208 amino acids)
Biological process (GO): transcription by RNA polymerase II
Source: RefSeq, a predicted model, not a curated record
AUAACUUAAAAAUAUUUGAUAAUAAAAUAUUUCAAUAGAAGAAUUAAAUUUUUUGUAGUUUUAAAACCAAUUCUAAAACAAUGGAUGAAAGUCCAAUUUUAAAACGACCUAAACCAUCCGAUAAUGAGGAAGAAUUGUUUCGUAUGCAAGACGAAUUUCUGAAGAAUAAACAACAACCAUCGGCUAAAGUAAUUAACUUAAAACAAAAUGCAAAAUCUUUAAAUAUUACAUCUGCUACAGCUACUAACUGUCAAACAAGUUCUGGUAAAGUUAGAUCCAAAUUUUCUCAAUUGAAAGAUUUGCAAAUAAAGAACAGGAUUUUUACUUCUCAAAGUAGUGGAGAUGUUAUAAAUCCUGCAACAAAAGAAAAAAUUGAACUACAGGAUUCUGUUCAGAGUAUACCAAUAGCACCUUCAAGAGUAAUAUUAGGAAAUAUUGUAGAAAAAAAGUAUGAAACACACAGUUAUCCACUUAAUAAAAAAGUGUUAUGUUCCAAUACAGGUUUUCCUGAAGUUUUCAUUUCUACACACAUGAAAAAUGAUAAAAAUCAAAGUUUAUUUUACCAACAAAUUUCUCCAAAAAACUAUGUUACAAAUAAAAUAGAAAGAUCUCAAAAUUCUAAAUCUGAAACUAUUAUUGAUAGUAGUGUUAUUGUAGAAGGACCAUGGGCAGAUGAUAUACAUAAAGAAAAUUUAGAACGAUUAAGUCAUAUGAGUCAAGAGGAUAUACUUAAAGAAAAAACUAAACUUGAAAUGACUCUAAAGCCAGAACUAAUACAGUUUUUAAAAGAUAAAAUAAUAAAAAAACAGAAAGUAAAUAAAGCUCCAGAAAACAAUAAAAAAUUGAAUGUUGAAGUCCAUGAUCAAAAUGUAAAAUCUCUGAAUGUAGAAAAACUAACUGUAAAAGAAGUUUCCAGUAAUCAUAAUGAAGAUCUACUCAAAAAUAGUAAUAUUAUACCAAUGCAAGUAGAUGAACUUGAACAGAAUAUACCAGAGCUUUCCAAAGAAUUAAUGGAACAAGCAAGAGAAAAAGGUUGGGUACAUAUGGAUUCUCUUGAAUCUGAAAAAUUAAAAUGGAUGGAAGAUAUAGAGUUAAAUAAAGAAAAUGAUCCUAUUCCAGAUGAACCAUAUAAUGCUCGUUUUGAUUUCAAUGGUGUAUUAUUAGCGUAUAAAGACGACAAUUUACCUAUUGAAAAAGGCCUCCAUCAUCACGGAGAAGAACCUGAACGUCCUGGUUAUUCUUUACAAGAAUUAUUACAGUUAAGUCGAUCAUCGGCUCAACAACAACGCUGUACAGCUCUUACAACAUUAGCUAAUAUUAUAGAAAAAAGUCGUAGGGGCUGGUACGAUAAAAUAUUAGAACCUGCACCCUUGAUUGCUCUAAGUCAAAGGAAUCUUUUAUUACUGCUAAGAUUUUCUUUGGAUGAUACAUCAAUAGCUGUACUCACAGCAACUUUACAAGCACUUAGAGCUUUUUUAUAUAGUGAAGAGGAUGAAGUUUGCUUGGAUAGAUUAUAUGGUUUCCAAAAUUACAAAGAACCUGUUUUAGCAACACCAAAAACUGAUGUUGAUGAUAUAAGUAUUUUAAAAGAUCAUGAAUUAGCACAACUAGAUGCAGUUGCUGCCUUGUUAAGAACUGAUAUACUGUUAAGAAUUAGGUAUAUUUUAAGUGAAAUGCGACCCCCACCAGUUGCUGUAGUUCAUGCAUUAGAAAUUUUAAUUAGACUCACACGACAUUCGCCUAUUACUGCUUUAAAAAUUACAAAUACUCCAUAUUUAUUGGAGACAAUAAUUGAGAACUUCAUGCCAUUAUCCACAGAUGCAUUAGCAAUGGCAGAUGUCAUAAAUAAUGUUUAUGGUGUCCCGGUGGUUGCUGCACUUAGAUUUUGCCGCAUUUUACUUUGUUAUGGCGGAAAAUCUGUUGCUCAAAGAUUAAAUUACCUUAAGAUUGUACAGCGCAUUAUAUUAUACAUCAGUUGUGAUGCUGGGAAAGCAAGUUUUAAUCUCAGUAUUGAAAGUUUACGAUUGUGGAAAACAUUAUUAUUGCAUAAAGAAGCUUUGGAUAGUUUAUCUGGAGCACAGUUAAUUCUUAUAUCACAAUUACAACUCCUGUUGAGUAAUCAUGAUAUUCAAAGUGCAUCAGAAUUAUCUUGUGAAUACGCAGCUGCCUUAAUUGCAGUUGCAAGUUGUUUGACACCUUUAAAAGAAAAUAUAUCAGUCUUGCUUACUAAAUGGAGUAUACAAUUACUUUCUUUAAAUAAUGUUACGUGGGGUAAUACAAAACUUAUCGCUGAAACGUUAUUAGCAGUUAAUGAUAUUACUGUAAUUAAAACAUUGAAAAUAUCUCGAUCACAAGUAUUUUCUAAACUCAACUCUACUUCGAACUUGUUAAGUAACUGUUCUUUAGUUACUGAACGUGAACCUUCAGCAUUACCUCAUUUGGGUGUAUUAGCUAAUGAUGGACAAUUACAACCUGCAGUAUCUCAACAUUCUUGUAUGCCUUUUCUUGCAAUAGUUUUAAAUGUAUUCAUCAAUCAUUCUUUUAUAGAAGAGAUUCAGGCAGUGCUCAGUCAUCCACAAGUUUAUAGAUAUUUAGAAAGAUUAGAAACAAUAGACUGGUAUUUAGAAAGAUCAUGGUAUACGAGAUCUGAAUUAUUUUUUUUGGUUGCUCUAGUAAAUGCAACUUCCUUUGUUGGAGAUAAAUUGGAUAAUAAGAUGGUAAAUAUUAUUUGGAAAGUUGCUGUUAAACUUGUAUCAUCUUUACCAGCCGACUGUCCUUUUGAUGUAAAAAAUAUGUUUAGAUUUGCACUAUCAAAAGAGAAAUUAAAUUUGGAAAUAGUAACGAAUGAAGUAGAAAAAUUAAAUUUGAAUUCAAAUAUUAAAGAUAUUAAACUAAAUUUAAAUCGCGAUGUGUAUGAUUUGUAUGAACGAUAUGUAGCAUUAAAUAGUACAUGGGAUCAAGCAGCAAUGCCUAAAGAUUGGCUUUAUUUGCCUAUUGUACACAUUUAUACAAAAUGCAGAAAUAAUAAUGCAUGCAAUGAUAAUGAUAAAAUUGUUAUCUUAGCUGUACUAAGUUUAGAAUUAAUACUACCAAAUCUGGUUGAAAAAUUGUCACAAAGUUUAAGAUUUAGUAGAUUAGUACUUGUUUACUUGUGUGACACGUUAUAUUUAAAUAACGAUGUGUCUGUUUUACUUACUAGAGCCAUUACAAUUUUAUUAAAAGAUAAUUACAAAAAACUCAAUUUUACAAUAGAUUUACCAGGACUUACUUCAUUUACGGAUUUAUUUACUGCGAUGUGCGAACAUUUUUGUUCAACAUCCUAUGGUGAUUAUGGUUUUUCUAUGACUUUAAUGGUACCAAUUGCACAAAGACACAAUGUUCACUAUAGAAAACUAUUAUGGUCGGAACAUGUAGACUUGCUUCGAUAUGUCAGAUUACCAUUGGAACAAUCAGUUAUUCCAUUAAGAGAAUAUUUAUAUCCACUUGAGGAUGAUACAUCUUUAAUAGAAAGUUACAUAACAGCCCUUGUUAGAGGAAUUGUCAAACAAGAUUGGUGCCCUAUUCCUUAUACAAUUGCAUUGCAUCAUUCUGCUAUGUUUUUGAAACAAACACACAAAUUAGCAAUACGAAUCAAAACUCAGUUAAAAGAAAUAUCUGACAAAGGCUUAAUGGCUCUUUUAUUAAAUUAUAAAUCACCCACCUUUUAA